AUGUCAUCAGUCGCCAUCACACGUGAAAGACUUGCUCAAGUGCAGGAGACCAUUCGCAAGGUGCUCGUUGACUUCCCCAAACCAAUUUUAACCGAAGAGGAUAAGCAAAGGUUCCUCUCAGUCUAUCAUCCCGACAUUCAAUGGUCGGACCAUGCCUUUUUGGUGACCCGUAUUGGACAUGAGGCGGUCUUGGGGUUGCACAAAGCCUGGAACCAUUGCAACCAGCCGUUCCGAGCUGACGAGAAGGCCAUCAUCCCUACACCAUUUGGUGCAGUCCUGGAACAGGUUUGGACGGGCCGUUGUGCCAACGAUAUCGUGCGCCCGAGCGGUGAGGUUGUCGUUAAAGCAACGGGCAAGGACUAUGUCUGUCAUGUGUGCAUGGUGAUGGAGAUCGACCAAGAUGGUCUUGUGACCAAGGUUGAUGAAUAUUACAACCGUCGAUGGGACGAUGGUGUUGCCCAAAAGGAUUAUGUGGUCAUGAGAGGUGCUAGUAUCCAAUCUGGUUGA
Molecule: messenger RNA, 507 nt
Organism: Exophiala spinifera
Lineage: Eukaryota; Fungi; Ascomycota; Eurotiomycetes; Chaetothyriales; Herpotrichiellaceae
Exons: 2
Coding region: 1-507 (168 amino acids)
Source: RefSeq, a predicted model, not a curated record